This is a messenger RNA of Rotaria sordida, 1125 nucleotides long. The record is from the annotation of a GenBank genome assembly. NCBI's taxonomy places the organism in Eukaryota, Metazoa, Rotifera, Eurotatoria, Philodinida, Philodinidae.
AUGCCACGACCAUUAAAUGAAUUUACUCGACAUUUAUAUCAACUUAUAAAGCAAGUACAUAAUAACAGUGACGAUUAUUCACCUACAUCUUCAUCAAUAACAACAGUGGGGAAUAUUACACCUGAAGUUCUUUCAAAUUAUAAUCAACAAAUAAUCGAUUAUGAAAAUAUGCUAUUAUCAACUCUUGGUUUUUGUCUUAAUGUUGAGCAACCAUAUAUGAUUAUAACGAGAACUUCUCAAACAUUAUCAAUACCAAAGGAAAUAGCUCAAAAAGCUUGUGAAAUUGCUACAAAAUCUAUUUUUUUUACUCUUUUUUCAAUGAAAUAUACAACCAAUUUAAUUGCCUGUUUUGCACUUUAUUUGGCUAUAAAAUCAUCUCCAAUAAAUAUACCGGAUAAUCAAGAUGGUAGCCAAUGGUUUCAUUUGCUUAACGAAGAAUUUACUGAAAAAUUACUUCAAGAACUUACCGAUGAAUAUCAAUUAAUUUGUAUGGAAAAAUCUUCAAAAAAAUCUCAAGAACGUUUCGAACAAAUUCGAAAACAAACAAAAGUCAAUUGUCAACAAUUCAAAUCAAAACCAAAUUGUGAACAAUCAAAUUCAACAACAUCUCUUCAUGAUAAUGAGCAACAUCAUUAUCCAAUAGCAACAACAAGUGGUUCAGUACGAAGUACAACAUCUUCUUCAUCAUCAAUUCAACAACAACAAUCGAAUUUCUCUGAAUAUGGGUCGAUUUCUGCAUCAAUAGAAACUCAUCAUCAUACACCAAAUCAAUCAUCUUUAAUAAAUUUUUCUCAUAGUAAUUAUUCACCAUUGACUGGAACAAUUGUUCAUUCACCAACAACAUCAUCAUUCACGUUUUCUGCUCCUACUUUCAAAUAUCCAUCUUCAUCUCCAACUCAACAUGUUUUUCAUCCACCUCCACCACCAUUACAUGCUCAACAUUUUCAUCGUCAAUAUUCUUCAAAUUAUGUUAAUACUUCUGCAUAUUAUCCUCAGCAACAAACACCUGUUUUUUAUCAUCCACAACAAGAUCCAUCGAAUAUAAAUAAUAAACGAUAUGGUGAACCUCCUGCACCACCUACGAAACGUUUUCGAUAUAAUAUAAAUACAUAUCAACAUUAUUAA